This is a messenger RNA of Hyposmocoma kahamanoa, 1221 nucleotides long. RefSeq names its product 26S proteasome non-ATPase regulatory subunit 14 (gene Rpn11). Lineage: Eukaryota; Metazoa; Arthropoda; Insecta; Lepidoptera; Cosmopterigidae. The record is from RefSeq and is a predicted model, not a curated record. Gene Ontology annotation, cellular component: proteasome regulatory particle, lid subcomplex. The transcript is spliced from 4 exons. Gene Ontology annotation, molecular function: protein binding; proteasome binding; metallopeptidase activity. Bases 145 to 1080 code for a protein of 311 amino acids. Gene Ontology annotation, biological process: proteasome-mediated ubiquitin-dependent protein catabolic process; protein deubiquitination.
UCAAUAAUUUUGGAUUGCCGAAGUUUGUCCCGAAUAUUGUGGUUAUUCAAUGAUUUUAUUGUGAUUUUAUUGAAAUACUGUGAGUUGUAUCCAUUAAUUUGUACAUCGUGACGAAAUUGACGUGUGUUAGUUUGAUCUAGCAGGAUGGAUCGUUUGUUACGUCUGGGAGGAGGCAUGGCGGGGUUGUCGCAGGCACCGCCGCCGACAGACGCCCCCGUCGUGGAUACGGCGGAGCAGGUGUACAUUUCGUCGCUAGCUCUCCUCAAGAUGUUGAAGCACGGCCGCGCUGGUGUGCCUAUGGAGGUUAUGGGUCUCAUGUUAGGUGAAUUUGUAGACGAUUACACAGUGCGUGUGAUUGAUGUGUUUGCAAUGCCGCAGACAGGUACAGGGGUGUCUGUAGAGGCCGUUGACCCCGUCUUCCAGGCUAAAAUGUUGGACAUGUUGAAGCAGACUGGACGGCCAGAGAUGGUAGUGGGAUGGUACCAUUCACAUCCUGGAUUUGGCUGCUGGUUGUCAGGAGUUGACAUAAACACUCAGCAAUCCUUUGAAGCAUUAUCAGAGAGAGCCGUAGCUGUUGUAGUAGACCCCAUUCAGUCAGUAAAAGGAAAGGUGGUCAUUGAUGCAUUCCGGCUAAUAAACCCUAACAUGAUGGUACUUGGUCAGGAACCCAGACAAACCACUUCAAAUUUGGGACAUUUACAAAAGCCCUCUGUGCAGGCUCUCAUCCACGGACUCAACCGUCACUAUUACUCCAUCAGUAUAAAUUAUAGAAAGAAUGAACUAGAGCAGAAAAUGCUAUUGAAUCUUCACAAAAAAUCCUGGAUGGAUGGACUUACAUUGUCAGACUACAAAGAGCACUGUUCCAUUAAUGAGACUACUGUGACAGAUAUGCUGGAAUUAGCUAAGAACUAUAAUAAGUCUCUAGAAGAUGAGGAGAAAAUGACGCCUGAACAGCUGGCCAUCAAGAAUGUUGGUAAACAAGAUCCAAAAAGGCAUUUAGAGGAGAAAGUGGAUGUCCUGAUGUCUAACAACAUAGUGCAGUGUCUAGGAGCCAUGCUUGACACGAUGGUAUUCAAAUAACGAGCAUUCAGGACAUUUUUAUAUAAAUUUAAGGCUAUAGUAAAGUGGCAAUAAAUCCAGUUUUACUCCGUUCCCACACCAAUCCUGAUAGUCCACUAAUGUAUGAUAUUUAUUAUACAAUAUGUAUUGCAAAAUAAAACU